Pecten maximus is the source of this 3677-nucleotide messenger RNA. RefSeq lists its product as uncharacterized. Lineage: Eukaryota; Metazoa; Mollusca; Bivalvia; Pectinida; Pectinidae. Gene Ontology annotation, cellular component: extracellular region. Gene Ontology annotation, biological process: carbohydrate metabolic process; chromosome condensation; chitin catabolic process. The transcript is spliced from 21 exons. Gene Ontology annotation, molecular function: structural constituent of chromatin; DNA binding; chitinase activity. The record is from RefSeq and is a predicted model, not a curated record. Bases 8 to 3604 code for a protein of 1198 amino acids.
UCGAGUCAUGAUGGCGUCGUUUCUCCUUGUGUCAAUAUUGACGAUCCUAACAAGUAUUGCCGGUCACGUGACCGGAGAUUACGUUCGGGUAUGUUACCAUACCAACUGGUCACAAUACCGGCCAGCUGAGGGGAAAUUCUUUCCGGAAGAGAUUCCUGCAGAUUUGUGCACCCAUAUUGUGUAUUCCUUCGGCAAGCUUUUAGACAACAAAAUAUUGGCAUAUGAGUGGAAUGACGACAGCAAUGAUUGGAUGGUUGGGAUGUAUGAGAGAACAAUGAAUCUUAAAGAGCAGAACCCGAGCCUCAAAAUAUUGCUUGCUAUAGGGGGUUGGAACCAUGGCACGGCCGAAUUCGUUAAAACUGUUGAAACAGAAAGCAAAAUGCAUGAAUUUGCGCAGCACGCAAUCACGUUUUUGAGAAAACGGAAUUUCGAUGGCCUUGACCUUGAUUGGGAAUACCCAGGGUCACGCGGAAGUCCACCGGAAGAUAAACAGCGUUUCACGGAGUUUGUUAGGAUUUUAAAGGAGGAAUUUCAGAAUGAGGCAGCUUCUUCAGGAAAUGAAACUCUUAUGCUAACCGCCGCAGUGGCUGCUGGGAAAAAUACAACAGACGACGGAUAUGAAAUUAAUAAAAUUGCUGCUGAUCUGGAUUACAUAUUCCUGAUGUCGUAUGAUCUCCAUGGGGCGUGGGAAACAGAACUUGGACACAACAGCCCAUUGUACUCUAGGAGUGACGAAGAAGGCACUGACUUAUUUCUUAACCAGGAUUGGGCAGUGGACCACUGGCUGUCGAAUGGGACACCAUUGAACAAGCUAGUAAUGGGUAUCGCUACCUACGGGAGAACUUUUACACUGGCUAAUGCUAAUAAUCACAGCAUGGGAGCGGCGGCCCGAGGGGCGGGGUCGGCAGGGAAAUACACCAGAGAGGGAGGGUUUCUCUCCUACUACGAGAUCUGUGACAGUAUCCGGAAGAAUCACUGGACAAUAGUCCGUCACCCAGAACACGAUGUGCCGUAUGCCUACGGCGGCGACCAGUGGGUCGGUUAUGAUGACGUAACGAGCGUCGGGGUAAAAACGGAUUAUAUCAAAGCCAAGGGUCUUGCCGGGUCAAUGGUAUGGGCUAUAGACUUGGAUGAUUUUAAGGGUGAAUUUUGUAACCAAGGCAAGUACCCCUUGCUUCAUGCUAUAAAAAAUAACCUUGAGGCUGGUGGAAUACCCGUCAUCACAACUCAAGCACCAACCUUCACUACCUCACAAAUACCUGCGUCUACCCAGUCGCCUCCACAAACACCGGCGCCUACCACAAUGCCUCCACAAACACCGGCGCCUACCACAAUGCCUCCACAAACACCGGCGCCUACCACAAUGCCUCCACAGACACCGGCGCCUACCACAAUGCCUCCACAGACACCGGCGCCUACCACAAUGCCUCCACAGACACCGGCGCCUACCAUAAUGCCUCCACAAACCUCGGCACCUACCCAGACGCCUGAAGAAACAACAACAUCGGCACAGUCAUCUACAAACAUUCCAUGUGGCGCAGCCGUAACUUGUCCGGAUGCACACCUGUCAGGUGACGCUUGUGAUCCAAACAAAUUUUUUUUCUGCAACCAUGGUCAGCCAAUGCGGAUGUCCUGUUCACCAGAACUCAUUUGGAGCAACGCGAUGAAGUCAUGUAUCCAUUCAGCUUUCUAUAACGGAUUUCAUCAGGAUAACAGCGUCACAUCGACCUCUUCCACGCCAUCACCGACCAACAUCCCGGGAGGCCAAACCUGCUCUGGACCUUCUGAAUGUCCAGACGGAAAGUAUAUUGCAGACCCUUGUAAUGAGGGAUGUUAUUAUCAAUGUGCCUUUAGACGGGGCUUUAAACAUUGUUGUCCAAGUGGCACGCGCUGGAAUACUGCAUUCAGUACGUGUACGUUCUUAUACCAGCAGGGGCCUAAUGAACAUUUCAAGAUGGCGUCCACACGCGCUCUUGAGAUACUUACGGCAUUGCUGUUGACUGUGGGUUUAGUAACAGGAGGCUAUGUCCGUGUGUGCUACCACAACACCGCAUCCUUCCACCGUUUGUCCGCCGGUCAAUUUACACCCGAAGACAUCAACCCACAUCUCUGUACUCAUAUCAUCUACUCCUUCGCUCAGAUAUCUAACAACGACCUGAAUGGGACAAAUGUGAAUGAUGAGAGUACAUCUAAUGAGACUGGCAUGUUCGAGAGAACAAUUUCCCUAAAGAAAAAGAACCCACACCUUAAGAUCCUCCUGGCCGUGGGAGGUUGGCUCCAGGGCACUGCUUCGUUUGUCGAGCUGGUUGCAAAAGAGUCUAACAUGCGUUUGUUUGCCAACAAUGUAGUCAAGUUUCUUCGAGAUCGAGACUUCGAUGGAUUCGACAUUGACUGGGAAUAUCCCGGUCAUCGCGGGAGUCCACCCCAGGACAAGCAGCGCUUCACCACCCUCAUACAGAUAUUAAGAGACACAUUUGAGGAGGAAGCGACGAGGACGGGUCGGAAGUGUCUCUUGUUGACUGCAGCAGUGGCGGCCAGUCAGUGGAUCACUCAGUCCGCGUAUGAGGUGACGAAGAUAUCCGGAAAUCUGGAUUUCAUCUUCCUGAUGACGUAUGAUUUACAUGGACCGUGGGACCAUCGCCUUGGACACCAUAGUCCAUUAUACAAACGUACCGGCGAGUCACAUACCGACAGUCAACUUAACCAGGACUGGGCGGUGCACAACUGGCUAUCAUUGGGCGCCCCACGUGAUAAGUUGGUGAUGGGAAUAAGUCUGUAUGGACGAUCAUUUACAACGUGGUGGCCUUCAAGUGAACCGAAGAAGCUUGGGAUGGGCAGCAAAGGUGGCGGUGUACCUGGAGAAUAUACCAACGAGACGGGUAUUCUGGCUUAUUAUGAGGUAUGUGACAAAAUCCGGAACGAAGGCUGGACAGUGCAGCGUCAUUCCGAACACAUGGUGCCGUAUGCCUACAGCAGUGAUCAGUUUGUGGGUUACGAUGACGAGGAGAGCGUUAGAGUGAAGACCGAGUAUAUAAAGACCCAAGGUCUAGCAGGUGCCAUGGUUUGGUGUUUAGACCUGGAUGAUUUCAGCGGUCAAUUUUGCAACAAAGGUCCUUACCCUCUUCUACGGAAGAUAAAUGAUGUUUUAGGAUCCGGUCAAAACCCGAAAAGUACCACUACUCCGAAGAAAAGAACGACACCGAAACCAACUCAGAGAAAAACAACCGCGCACAAACCAACUCAGAGAAAAACAACCGCGCCCAAACCAACUCCAAGAAAGACAACCGCGCACAAACCAACUCAGAGAAAAACAACCGCGCCCAAACCAACUCCAAGAAAGACAACCGCGCACAAACCAACUCAGAGAAAAACAACCGCGCCCAAACCAACUCCGAAAAAGACAUCUCCGCCAACAACACCAGCUGUCGGACCAACGAGCAUAUCUUGUGAUGUACCAAGUCGCUGUCCACACGGAGGAUUCCUGGCGGAUCCAUGUGACCAGAGAUGUUAUUACCAAUGUUCCCAUGGCACUGCUCAUCACCGAUGUUGUAUUUCCGGUCUCCAUUGGCAUACGAACUGGAACUCGUGCGGUUUUCCAUUAUAACCAGUCCAAAUAACAUGUGCCUUGUCAUGUUAAAUAGCUUAUGCAUCAAUAUAUCGUAUAAGAUGAUACGAAA